Fulvia fulva is the source of this 1038-nucleotide messenger RNA. RefSeq lists its product as uncharacterized. The record is from RefSeq and is a predicted model, not a curated record. Lineage: Eukaryota; Fungi; Ascomycota; Dothideomycetes; Mycosphaerellales; Mycosphaerellaceae. The transcript has a single exon. Bases 1 to 1038 code for a protein of 345 amino acids.
AUGAGCUAUGUCGACGACUCUCGUGCGCGCCCUCGACGACGCGAUCGCGACCGAGACAGAGAUAGAGACCGACCGCCGUAUCCCGACAUGGACAACGACUACCCACAAGAUGCACGCGGACGGCCGCCCCCGGCUGGCGAUCCCAACCUGCCGCCGCCGCCACCAAUAGGCGAGCUGAGACCCUCACUGAAAAGAGAAGGCAGCCGCAGCAGACUCUCGCCCGACACACGACCUCAGUUCCCAGACGAAGCAUCAUUCCUCGGCGGUCGCGCACCAGACCUCGAGGCUAAGAACCGCCCGCGCGACCAGAAGUUCAGGGACAUGCGAGACGGCUACGAAAGCGACGAGGGCGAGACACACCGCAAGAUGCUUGGAGGUGACGGCAGAAGGCCUCGCAGGGGCGGUGGAGGAGGAGGCGGAGGUGGAAGCGACACCGCACGACCAAGGCGAGGAGAGCGAGACCGAGACGCAUAUCCUCCGCCAGACUUCGAUGAGCCUCCACGACGCAAGAAGCGCGAUCCAUACUAUGACGAGCGCGGCACAGAUGUCGAUUAUCCUCCACCACGACGGGGAGGUGCAAGACCGCCACCACCAGGCGUCGAAUACGGCAACGAGCCUAUUCCUGCACGCCGUCGAAGCGAGAGACGUCCUGACAGGCGUGGUGGAUAUGAUGAUUAUGACGACGAAGACGACUACAGGCCUAGGCGUAGACGUAGCAUGGAAGACCAUCGCAGACCACCGCCUCGACGGGAUGAUGACUACUUCUCCGAGGACUAUCCACCACGCAGACGAAGAGACAGAAGUCGCCGGCGGUACGACGAUGACUAUGACGAUGAUUACGAGAGAAAUGAUCGACGCCACAGAGACCAGCGCGGAGGUCGAGACGGCCCACCGCGAGAAAUGAAGAUUGGCAAGUACAACGUUGGUCCCAUGAUCGACAAGGGCCAGAAGCACUGGAGCACAGUUGCACCUAUCGUUACGCCUAUAGUGAUCCAGAUGGCAAGGAAGUACCUUGGUGGAGGUGGAAGCAAGCGUUGA